Messenger RNA from Fusarium subglutinans, 1761 nucleotides. RefSeq names its product nuclear associated. Gene Ontology annotation, cellular component: spliceosomal complex. Bases 1 to 1761 code for a protein of 586 amino acids. The record is from RefSeq and is a predicted model, not a curated record. NCBI's taxonomy places the organism in Eukaryota, Fungi, Ascomycota, Sordariomycetes, Hypocreales, Nectriaceae. The transcript has 3 exons.
AUGGCGAGUGUUGAUGAUAUUUUCAAGAGCUCAGGCAUCUCGGGGAAGCGCAAGCUUGAUCCCAUCAGAGAUCCAAAUGAAAUCUACAAAUCAGCAAAGAUAAACGUCAACGGCUCGAAUCGCCGUGCCCAAGUCAACGAUGCGCCAGACGCAGACGAAGACGAAGACAUGGAAGCUGGCCCAGCGCCUCCUCCCGCCGACGACGAAGAUUUCGGUCCCGACCUACCUCCCGAUGACGACGAAGGUCGCUUCUUCGGCGGUGGCAUCACAAAACAAGAAUCAGAGAUCCUUGAUUACGUAGACGAAGCCGACGCUGGCCGAGCACCUGAAAAGAUCGAUGCAGCAUGGUUGCGAAAAACGUUGACCAACUUGGAGAGGCACAUCAACAAGAACGCCGAGCUUCGCGCCAAGUUCGAAGACCAACCGCAGAAGUUUAUCGGCAGUGAGGCUGAUCUAGAUGCCGACAUCAAGGGACUGUCGCUGCUCUCUGAACAUCCUGAACUGUACCCAGAGUUCGUCAGGCUAGAGUGCGUAGCCAGUGUUGUCGGUCUCCUGGCGCACGAGAAUACUGAUAUUGCCAUCGAUGCGAUCGAGAUUAUGGGCGAGUUGACAGACGAAGAUGUCGCGGCGGAAGACGAGCAAUGGAAUGUGCUGGUAGAUGCUAUGAUGGAAGCAGAUCUCCUCAGCUUACUGGUUUCCAACUUCUCCCGCCUGAACGAGGAUGAUGAAUCGGAUCGUAACGGUGUUUACCAUGCCCUAGGACUCAUUGAGAACUUGUGCUCCCGACAAUCCGUUGCAGAACGCGUAGGAGAGGAUGAGAAGCUCCUACAAUGGCUCCUCCAACGUAUCCAACGAAAGGAAGACACUGUCUCCCAGAAUAAGCAAUACGCUGCAGAAAUCUUGGCCAUUCUCGCCCAAAUGGCCGUCGCAAACCGCACGAAACUUGUAAACCUCGAUGCGGUCGACUUGCUUCUCCAGCUCAUCGCCCCCUACCGACGGCGCGAUCCUGACAAGGGCGGCGAUGAAGAAGAGUACAUGGAGAACAUAUUCGCAUCUCUAACAUGCCUAGCAGAUGAUGCUGCGGGAAAGGCAAAAUUCGUCGACGCAGAGGGUGUAGAACUCUGUCUUAUCAUGCUGAAGGAGGGAAAGAAGAGCAAACCACCUGCUCUUCGCCUCCUCAACCACGCUGCAGGCGGUAUCGCUGGCGUAGACGUCUGUCAAAAGAUUGUCGAGGCUGGUGGUCUCAAGGGUCUCUUCACACUCUUCAUGAAGACGCAAGAUCAUCGAUUAGCAGAACAUCUCGUUGAGAUCUUCGCCUCAAUGCUACGCCUCCUACCAGCUAAUUCCGCGGAGAGGAUACGAACACUAGCCAAGUUUGUGGAAAAGGACUACGAAAAGAUCUCUAAACUCAUCAAGUUCCGACGAGACUACGUCGCUCGCAUUUCACUAGCAGAGCAGCAAAACGACGCUGAGAAAGCGACUACUUCAGAAGAUGAUCGGGAGGCAGCAGAGCUAGAAUGGCUAUCCCGGAGAAUCGAUGCCGGUCUCCUCACGCUACAGACCAUCGAUACAGUUCUCGCUUGGUUAGUAGCAGAAGACACAGGAGCAGCACGCAAGAUCAGACAAAUCCUCGCCGAGCGCGACGAAAAGGUCACUGUAAUCGGCCAUACACUAAAGGAGCAGCUGGACGCUCUAGACACCACGGAGGAGAACCAGGAUCUGAGGGACAUGUUGAGCACUCUAGUCGAGUUUGUCCAGUAA